Molecule: messenger RNA, 838 nt
Organism: Neomonachus schauinslandi (Hawaiian monk seal)
Lineage: Eukaryota; Metazoa; Chordata; Mammalia; Carnivora; Phocidae
Product: rRNA-processing protein FCF1 homolog
Exons: 2
Coding region: 20-619 (199 amino acids)
Cellular component (GO): small-subunit processome; nucleolus
Source: RefSeq, a predicted model, not a curated record
ACAAGAGCACGGCGUGAACAUGGGGAAGCAAAAGAAAGCAAGAAAGUAUGCCACCAUGAAGCGAAUGCUUAGUCUCCGAGAUCAGAGGCUUAAAGAGAAGGACAGAUUAAAACCUAAAAAGAGGAAAGAAAAGAAAGAUCCCAGUGCACUCAAGGAAAGAGAGGUCCCCCAACAUCCUUCCUGCUUAUUCUUCCAAUAUAACACACAGCUGGGCCCACCUUACCACAUCCUGGUUGAUACCAACUUUAUCAACUUUUCCAUUAAAGCGAAACUUGACUUAGUACAGUCAAUGAUGGACUGUCUGUAUGCCAAGUGUAUCCCUUGUAUAACUGACUGUGUAAUGGCUAAAAUUGAGAAACUGGGGCAAAAGUAUCGAGUGGCUCUAAGGAUUACCAAGGAUCCAAGAUUUGAACGAUUACCAUGCACACACAAAGGAACCUAUGCAGAUGACUGCUUAGUACAGAGAGUAACUCAGCACAAGUGUUACAUUGUGGCCACAGUUGACCAGGACCUUAAACAAAGGAUCCGGAAGAUCCCUGGAGUUCCCAUCAUGUACAUUUCUAACCAUAGGUACAACAUUGAGCGGAUGCCAGAUGAUUAUGGAGCCCCUCGGUUCUAAUUCUUAAAAGAUAGAGUUCCUCUGCCUUCCUUUACCAACUUUUUCUGUUGCCUGUUCGUAUUAGCAGUAUGCUGUAGCAUGAAUUAUUCUUCUUACCCAUUUGCUCUGUUAUGAGCUGACUAUGGUUAAAAACACUCACUUUUUGAUGUUUUGAAAUUGAUAUUUUGUAUCAUUUUAAAUAUUGUUGCAUCUUUUUAUAAAUCAGAUGAUUGCUCAUAU